AUGAAGUGGUGCGGCACCGCCACCAACUAUGACGGAGAACAGCGAUUCGGCUUCUGCCCCAUGGCUGGUGAGUUCUGUUGCCCCAUUCUGAGUUCUGUUGCCUCAUUGCUUCUUCCCCAUGGCUGGUGAGUUCUGUUGCCUCAUUGCCAAAAUGUUCUCUCACUCCAUAAAAUUGAUCUAAAGCCACAGACACAUACACGCGACGAUCGUCCGAAAGCAGCCAGUGGCCGUCCCAUAAUCUUUAGGUCCAUACUGGCACCAGCUGUGAAUGGGUGAUCACACACUGGCACCAACUGUGAAUGGGUGAUCACCUACUGGCACCAGAUGUGAAUGGGUGAUCACCUACUGGCACCAACUGUGAAUGGCUGAUCACACACUGGCACCAACUGUAAAUGGGUGAUCACCUACUGGCACCAGAUGUGAAUGGGUGAUCACCUACUGGCACCAGAUGUGAAUGGGUGAUCACCUACUGGCACCAGAUGUGAAUGGGUGACCACCUACUGGCACCAACUGUGAAUGGCUGAUCACACACUGGCACCAACUGUAAAUGGGUGAUCACCUACUGGCACCAACUGUGAAUGGGUGAUCACCUACUGGCACCAACUGUGAAUGUGUGAUCACACACUGGCACCAACUGUGAAUGGCUGAUCACACACUCACUGCAUGAGAGCCACCAUCAAGUGGAGGUAUUGGAAGAUGAUGAGACUCGUGGUGUUCUGUCACUGAACUUAAGGUGGAGUGGUGGGAACCAUCGGGGUCGCUAAGUGUCAGUGUUAAAAUGCCAUCUGUUGGCUUGUAACACAAAAGGGUUAAAGACUGCCUUUUAAUCAAACGCAUGUUUUGAAAUGCUAAUGAUAUGUCUGAGGCCAUUGGAGUAUUGUGGGAUCUCAACUCUGCUUCUCUGCUCUCCCUCUUUAUCAUGGCUUCAAUCUGUCUUCGAUUUGUUCUUUUGGAUUUUUACACAAUCAGUCAAACUUAUUUUUGGCCAAAUGAGUCAGUGGUAAAUUCGCACGCCUGUUGAAAGUAUUGACCUGUUAUUGGGCUAUAAGUAGGGUCUUUAAGUCAUUAGGUAAAUGGGUAAAUUACCAUGAGAAAGAUGGGGCACUGAUUGGCCAUAAGGUAUUAAUGGUGAUGGUGAUCACCCUGGCUGACCUAGUGGAGACCCAGAUCCUUGACUCCCAGAGCUAGGACCCAAAGCCCAGGGAGUCUGUCCCAGAGCCCAGAUCCUUGACUCCCAGCGCUAGGACCCAAAGCCCAGGGAGUCUGUCCCAGGGGCCAUGGUCUCUCUUCCUGGCUGGCAGAGAACAGAGAGAGACUCCCUGGCUGUCUGCUGGUCUCCAGGACAGCUGCAGUCAUCAGAGCAUCAGUCAACCCCCUCCACAGAUCUCUAUCUAUCUCUGCACUGUCCUCUCUUCUCCCUCUUUCUAUCUCACCACAUAUAAACCAAUCAUCUCCUUUUAAUUAGGAGGACAUCCCCUAGGCCCAUAUGUCUAAAGCCUGCAGAGGACGUAGUCCUACACAUGUUAUGAACAUCUGUUUAUGUUGUUCAGCCUUGAAAAGUUCCAUUUUACUGACGGCUCCAGCUGCACUGUUCUAUAUGUUCUAACAUUCUAAAAGUUCUAACAUUCUAAAAGUUCUAACAUUCUAAAAGUUCUAACAUUCUAUAUGUUCUAACAUUCUAUAUGUUCUAACAUUCUAAAAGUUCUAACAUUCUAAAAGUUCUAACAUUCUAAAAGUUCUAACAUUCUAUAUGUUCUAACAUCCUGAGUACUGUUCUGUCCUCUCAGCUCACGAGGAGGUGUGUACGACCAGCGAGGGCGUGAUGUACCGCGUGGGAGACCAGUGGGACAAACGCCACGACGUCCUGGGACACAUGAUGCGCUGCACCUGCGUUGGGAACGGCCGCGGAGAGUGGAGCUGUAUCGCUUAUUCCCAGCUCAAAGGUAAUGAGAACAUGGGAUUUUUAUAAUAUAUGCCAUUUUACUGCUUUUAUUUUUUACUUAUCUAUUUUUUACUUAACACUUAUUUCUCUUAAAACUGCAUUGUUGGUUAAGGGCUUGUAAGUAAGCAUUUCACUGUAAGGUCUACACCUGUUGUAUUCGGCGAAUGUGACAAAUAACAUUUGAUUUGAUUUAGCAGACGCUUUUAUCCAAAGCGACUUACAGUAAUGCGUGCAUACAUUUUACAUAUGGGUGGUCCCAGGAAUUGAACCCACUACCCUGGCGUUACAAGCGCCGUGCUCUACCAACUGAGCUACAAAGGACCACAUAGCACUUUUCUAAAAACCCAAAUACACUUGAAAGUAGGUGAGGUCAUACAUGCCACACAGAACAUGCCAGCGCUGUGGUGAUGUACAUCCGGACCUAAUGCUCUUCCUAGCCCUUCAACUUGACCCUUGACCCUAACACUUUGAUGUUCUCAGAUCCCAACAUGGUGGAAGCGGUAGUGAGAGAAUUGGAACCUGCUGUUUUUGACCUUGUAUGUGUUUUCCUUCCUGUCAUAGAUCAGUGUAUUGUGGACGGGUUGACCCAUGAGGUGAACCAGACCUUCACUAAGCUCCAUGAAGAGGGCUACAUGAUGAACUGCACCUGCUUCGGACAGGGCCGCGGGCGCUGGAAGUGUGACGCCAUUGGUGAGUUCAUAGUUCAUAGAAACCUAUUAUUUUUAUGGACCAAGAUGUUUGUUUUUGUGGCGAUAUUUACCGCUUGUGGUGUUGUACCUGACUACCCUGGUCCUAGAUUUGUUUGUGCUUCAUUUUGUGUGACCAUGGAAUUUGGCUAGACCCCACAAACAGAUCUAGGACCAGGGUAGUACUUUCAAUGUACUGAGUACACUUUGCUGAAUCAUGUGCAUAUGACAAUUACUGUCACGAUCGUCAUAAUGAGCGGACCAAGGCGCAGCGUGAUAUGAGUACAUACUUUAAUAGGUACUUUUAAUUACAACACAAAACAACAAAACGAUACGUGAAGUCCUCGGUCAAUAACACAAACCUACACGGAACAAGAUCCCACAAAAUGACAAGUGCACAAAAGGCUGCCUAAGUAUGGUUCCCAAUCAGAGACAACAAGCAACAGCUGAUUCACGUUGCCUCUGAUUGAGAACCACCCCGGCCAACAUAGAAACACAUAACCUAGAACAGAACAUAGGAAACGAAACAUAGACACUACACACCCUGGCUCAACAUAUAAGAGUCCCCAGAGCCAGGGCGUGACAAUUACACUUGAUUUGAUUACUUGGCUACUUGAACAUUUUGCAUGAUCAUUUCUGAUGAUAAUCUUGAAGUAAAAUCUUACCGUAUUUAACAUCUGUUCCCAGACCAAUGCCAGGAGCCGGAGACCAGAGUCUUCUAUCAGAUCGGCCAAUCGUGGGACAAGCUUAUCCACGGCAUCAUGUACAAGUGUUAUUGCUAUGGCAACAGUAUUGGAGAGCUCAGCUGCGAGCCCCAACAGUCUUUCCCAGGUAAGAACACCACACCAAUACUACCGGUGUUGGGGUACGUCCUCUCCCUGGUAUGGACGAAGUUCACUGGGCGUGGUCACAACUCUAUACUAGACUGUUGGAGGGUGUUCUGUGGGAUACGUAAGGACAGAACAGACUGUUGGAGGGUGUUCUGUGGGAUACGUAAGGACAGAACAGACUGUUGGAGGGUGUUCUGUGGGAUACGUACGGACAGAACAGACUGUUGGAGGGUGUUCUGUGGGAUACGUAAGGACAGACCAGACUGUUGGAGGGUGUUCUGUGGGAUACGUGAGGACAGAACAGACUGUUGGAGGGUGUUCUGUGGGAUACGUAAGGACAGACCAGACUGUUGGAGGGUGUUCUGUGGGAUACGUAAGGACAGAACAGACUGUUGGAGGGUGUUCUGUGGGAUACGUAAGGACAGACCAGACUGUUGGAGGGUGUUCUGUGGGAUACGUAAGGACAGAACAGACUGUUGGAGGGUGUUCUGUGGGAUACGUAAGGACAGAACAGACUGUUGGAGGGUGUUCUGUGGGAUACGUAAGGACAGACCAGACUGUUGGAGGGUGUUCUGUGGGAUACGUAAGGACAGAACCAGACUGUUGGAGGGUGUUCUGUGGGGUACGUAAGGACAGACCAGACUGUUGGAGGGUGUUCUGUGGGAUACGUAAGGACAGAACAGACUGUUGGAGGGUGUUCUGUGGGAUACGUAAGGACAGAACAGACUGUUGGAGGGUGUUCUGUGGGAUACGUAAGGACAGAACAGACUGUUGGAGGGUGUUCUGUGGGAUACGUAAGGACAGAACAGACUGUUGGAGGGUGUUCUGUGGGAUACGUAAGGACAGAACAGACUGUUGGAGGGUGUUCUGUGGGAUACGUAAGGACAGAACAGACUGUUGGAGGGUGUUCUGUGGGAUACGUACGGACAGAACAGACUGUUGGAGGGUGUUCUGUGGGAUACGUAAGGACAGAACAGACUGUUGGAGGGUGUUCUGUGGGAUACGUAAGGACAGAACAGACUGUUGGAGGGUGUUCUGUGGGAUACGUAAGGACAGAACAGACUGUUGGAGGGUGUUCUGUGGGAUACGUAAGGACAGACCAGACUGUUGGAGGGUGUUCUGUGGGAUACGUAAGGACAGAACAGACUGUUGGAGGGUGUUCUGUGGGAUACGUAAGGACAGAACAGACUGUUGGAGGGUGUUCUGUGGGAUACGUAAGGACAGAACAGACUGUUGGAGGGUGUUCUGUGGGAUACGUAAGGUCAGAACAGACUGUUGGAGGGUGUUCUGUGGGAUACGUAAGGACAGAACAGACUGUUGGAGGGUGUUCUGUGGGAUACGUGAGGACAGAACAGACUGUUGGAGGGUGUUCUGUGGGAUACGUAAGGACAGAACAGACUGUUGGAGGGUGUUCUGUGGGAUACGUAAGGACAGAACAGACUGUUGGAGGGUGUUCUGUGGGAUACGUAAGGACAGAACAGACUGUUGGAGGGUGUUCUGUGGGAUACGUGAGGACAGAACAGACUGUUGGAGGGUGUUCUGUGGGAUACGUAAGGACAGAACAGACUGUUGGAGGGUGUUCUGUGGGAUACGUAAGGACAGAACAGACUGUUGGAGGGUGUUCUGUGGGAUACGUACGGACAGAACAGACUGUUGGAGGGUGUUCUGUGGGAUACGUAAGGACAGAACAGACUGUUGUUUAUCACUUCAGUUUGGCUGGUGGAGGCCGUUGGCUCUACUAGGAGAGAAAAGGAAUACGUGAAGAAAAUUAAGUGGGGCUUGAUGCAUUACUCUGUAGCCCUGCAUGGGAAGGCCUAUGGGGCUUGAUGCAUUACUCUGUAGCCCUGCAUGGUAAGGCCUAUGGGGCUUGAUGCGUUACUCUGUAGCCCUGCAUGGUAAGGCCUAUGGGGCUUGAUGCGUUACUCUGUAGCCCUGCAUGGGAAGGCCUAUGGGGCUUGAUGCGUUACUCUGUAGCCCUGCAUGGUAAGGCCUAUGGGGCUUGAUGCAUUACUCUGUAGCCCUGCAUGGUAAGGCCUAUGGGGCUUGAUGCAUUACUCUGUAGCCCUGCAUGGUAAGGCCUAUGGGGCUUGAUGCAUUACUCUGUAGCCCUGCAUGGUAAGGCCUAUGGGGCUUGAUGCAUUACUCUGUAGCCCUGCAUGGUAAGGCCUAUGGGGCUCGAUGCAUUACUCUGUAGCCCUGCAUGGUAAGGCCUAUGGGGCUUGAUGCAUUACUCUGUAGCCCUGCAUGGUAAGGCCUAUGGGGCUCGAUGCAUUACUCUGUAGCCCUGCAUGGUAAGGCCUAUGGGGCUUGAUGCAUUACUCUGUAGCCCUGCAUGGGAAGGCCUAUGGGGCUCGAUGCAUUACUCUGUAGCCCUGCAUGGUAAGGCCUAUGGGGCUUGAUGCAUUACUCUGUAGCCCUGCAUGGUAAGGCCUAUGGGGCUUGAUGCAUUACUCUGUAGCCCUGCAUGGUAAGGCCUAUGGGGUGAAUAAUGUUUUCUCAUUGUAGCCCUGUUCCUCUCUGCUACCCUUCUAGAACAUAUGUUCCUCUCUACUACCCUUCUAGAACAUCUGUUCCUCUCUGCUACCCUUCUAGAACAUCUGUUCCUCUCUGCUACCCUUCUAGAACAUAUGUUCCUCUCUGCUACCCUUCUAGAACAUCUGUUCCUCUCUGCUACCCUUCUAGAACAUCUGUUCCUCUCUGCUACCCUUCUAGAACAUCUGUUCCUCUCUGCUACCCUUCUAGAACAUCUGUUCCUCUCUGCUACCCUUCUAGAACAUCUGUUCCUCUCUGCUACCCUUCUAGAACAUCUGUUCCUCUCUGCUACCCUUCUAGAACAUCUGUUCCUCUCUGCUACCCUUCUAGAACAUCUGUUCCUCUCUGCUACCCUUCUAGAACAUCUGUUCCUCUCUGCUACCCUUCUAGAACAUCUGUUCCUCUCUGCUACCCUUCUAGAACAUCUGUUCCUCUCUGCUACCCUUCUAGAACAUCUGUUCCUCUCUGCUACCCUUCUAGAACAACUGUUCCUCUCUGCUACCCUUAUAGAACAUAUGUUCCUCUCUGCUACCCUUCUAGAACAUCUGUUCCUCUCUGCUACCCUUCCUCCUCCUGGGUGACAGGAACGCUCGCAUCUCUGAUCUGUGCUUUCUCUCCACCACGCCCCCUCACACUCUUUUAAUUUAGCAGAAAACCAACAAUUGAAUGAAACUAUCCUGCUCCAGGGUCAUUAAACCUGGCCCUCUGGUUUCACACCCCGCUUGUUUGAGACUUUGUUCACAACUUGAUUUUGAAGUGGAAGGGAGUGGGGAGAGAGGGGUAGGCUAGCACAUGUUGGUACAUCCUCCACCCGCUCCGUUCUCCUCCAUGUUGUGCUCUAGAGCGUGUGAUGAUGUGGUGCUACCUCCUCCAUGUGGUGCUAAACUCUAGUUGAUGUGGUGCUACCUCCUCCAUGUUGUGCUACCUCCUCCAUGCUGUGUUAAACUCUAGAUGAUGUGGUGCUACCUCCUCCAUGUGGUGUUAAACUCUAGAUGAUGUGGUGCUGCCUCCUCCAUGUGGUGUUAAACUCUAGAUGAUGUGGUGCUACCUCCUCCAUGUGGUGUUAAACUCUAGAUGAUGUGGUGCUACCUCCUCCAUGUUGUGUUAAACUCUAGAUGAUGUGGUGCUGCCUCCUCCAUGUGGUGUUAAACUCUAGAUGAUGUGGUGCUACCUCCUCCAUGUGGUGUUAAACUCUAGAUGAUGUGGUGCUACCUCCUCCAUGUGGUGUUAAACUCUAGAUGAUGUGGUGCUACCUCCUCCAUGUGGUGUUAAACUCUAGAUGAUGUGGUGCUACCUCCUCCAUGUGGUGUUAAACUCUAGAUGAUGUGGUGCUACCUCCUCCAUGUGGUGUUAAACUCUAGAUGAUGUGGUGCCACCUCCUCCAUGUGGUGUUAAACUCUAGAUGAUGUGGUGCUACCUCCUCCAUGUGGUGCUGCCUCCUCCAUGUGGUGUUAAACUCUAGAUGAUGUGGUGCUACCUCCUCCAUGUGGUGUUAAACUCUAGAUGAUGUGGUGCUACCUCCUCCAUGUUGUGUUAAACUCUAGAGCGUGUGACGAUGUGGUGCUACCUCCAGAGGUUAGUGGAGGAGAGAGGGGGAGGCACACGUUACUAUAUCCUCCACCUUCUCCCGCUCAGGUCUUUUGUUGUUAGUUGGCGUGUGGCGCUAACCUUCUGAGGUGCUGACUGAUGUUUAGUCAUCUCAUGUUAGUGGGGAAGUGAACUAUGAGCUUCUCUCACCACCUCUGCUUUUCUGAGUCGGCUUACAGCUCUAGAUUUAAAGCUGGUAACAAGCAAACUGGAAAUCGAGAGCCGUUUACAGACGAACCCUGUGUUUUGUCUCUCUUCUCCUAUUUCUCUAGCACAUUUUUUUCUAUAGAGGUGCUCAACAAUGCACUCAGUACUCUGCUACAAUCCCCAGCCGUUUUCUGGUUGGUUACACCAUGACCGUUAUAAUUUUAAGCAACACAAAGACUGUGCACUGUCCAUUCAAGACCGUGUACGCAGGUUGAUAAAAUGAAAAAUCCUCAGCAUUUUUGUUUAAAGUGAAGGGUACCCCAGCCCAGUGCAAUAACUUCCCUUAGUGCCAUGCAGCUGUGAGAUGUGUUAAAAUAUUAUUAGUAUCUGCUUUAGCCUGCCUGGAGUACCAGAUGGGCGGGGUUUUGCAGUUUUGCGAGUAUUCUAUUGGUUCCAUUGCGCCAAUCAAACCCAGAUAAAGUAUUUUAAAUGAUUUUGAAUAGUGUUUGAACGAAUGGCUGUGAACGCGGUGGGGGGUCAGAGAGCCUGGCGGUGGUUGGCUGCUGGGACCUAGUACAGACUAGGGAUAUAAACUCUUUUAAAACCUUCCCAGUCAGUGGGCCUUAGUAACUGUAAUGGGAGGAAUUAAGAACAGAUUGUGCAGAGGGCACACUAGCCUGCCAUGGCAGGGUUAACCAAUCCACUUGCUGAGGGCAAUUGAUUGGUCGACAUUUUUAAACGUGUAUUUUUCCAUAUAUAGACACACCCUAUGUGUUUUUGAAUAAAAUCAACUAUAUGCAUUGAGCUUGAUGCUGAUGCUUUAAGUUUACGGUUUGAUGAAAUAAGACAAAUGCCUCGAGAGCACCAGAGAAUAAAAAAAAAAACGUAACCUGACCCAACCAUCCUCCUCCCGCUCCUGCUGGCUUUCUCAGAUUCUGCCGUUACUCUCCUGAAGUUGCCGGUGAUAGGCUACACGAGGAGUCGGCAACAUUCUCAUGUGGAAUGCCAAUUUAUCUUACCGUUUCUACCGAUCUGCGUGCCAGUGAUGGUUUUCAUAUGCACAUGUUCGUGAAACGGUUUAAUUUAAUUGAUAAUAACGUCUUCAUAUCUCUAAAUCAUUGUAAUGUGGUUAAUCAAGAUUCGAUCCAAAUCUAAAUGAAAAUGAUACAAACCUAAAAAGUAACUUCUAUUGCCAACUAUGUAAAAAUAGCCUCCAUAAAGCCAACAAAUAAAAACAUUGCAGCCUGCAGAUAGAAAAUAUCCUAAAACAAAAUAAUACAAAAAAAAUAUCUCAUUGGCUACACAUGGCCUGUCUGCAACGAACUUGAAACAUUGUAUCAACUAUUAACUUUGGUCCGGCCCAAAGCUUGUUCUAGCUUACUUGCAACAUUGUAUAAAAUAUUCUGGGCCCUCAGAGUUUCCCCGCCAGUGAGCUCGGGACAGACACAGCCGUAGGCUGUUUGCACAAGGGAUAAGAAGCAGUGCUUGACUUGGGCUGGAGCUCACCGGAGCUGAGUACCGGCACCUCAAAAUGUUCUACUGCUUGAACUCCUGUUCUUUAUAGAAUAUUAGCUCAAAAGUACUGUGGAGCUCCUGCACCUAAAAUCUAGACAGUACCAGCACCCAAAAUUAGUACCGGAACCUAUUUCAGUCCAAGUCAAGCACUGAUAAGACGUAAUCAGGUAGGCCUAUUUUAUGACGUUUCCACUGGAUCAGAGCAUUACAUUUUUCCCUGUCACGCUGAGUGGUUAUCGAAAGGGAGAGAGAGCUGGAAAUAUUUUUCUAAUAUAUUAAGGAACUAUUGUCAUUCUCAAUGGAUGUAAAAACAGACUUUGUUUGCUUGCUGUUUUUGAGGUGAAGAAAACCAUUACUUUGAGAAGCGCCACAGCUCAUUAGGGGUGGUGCGUUAAGCCAAUCAGAAAUACUAUCAGAUCCCCAAAUGGACACAUUUAUGCGCCUACCAUUUGAGCGCAGGCCAGGUAGACUAUAGACCUACUUCUAUGCGUGUGCGUCCUUACUCAACAUUGACAGGAGCGCUCCAAACAAAAGACAAUGUCUAAAUUUGACAAAACUCAUAAAUGUAAUGAAAUAAACAAACUUGUUUCUCACAAGUGUAGCAGGUUGCGCGCUCUGCAAACAAUGUGUCCACUCCGACAAUGAGAACAGGAAGACUGGAAUAAUAAUAUUGAAUGCAUUAAAAUAAAUUAACAUAACCAACGUAACAAACAUUGUAAAUUAGGAAUUGUUACAACAUUUCGGAGGCGCAUGGCGAUGCGGUACGGAACUCUAUUUGGCCUCUGCAUGCCUCCGGAGGCUCCGCAAUUGCGUCACACCUUCCAUACAGAGCCUGGCUUUUAGUCUAGGCCUCCUCCGCAAUGGAUUAGUUCACUGAGGUGUGCAGUGCAUUCGGAAAGUGUUCAGAGCCCAUGACUUUUUCCACAUUUUGUUACGUUACAGCCUUAUUCUAAAAUGGAUUAAAAUAUUAUAAUUUUUUCUCAUAAAUCUACACACAAUACCUCAUAAUGACAAAGCAAAAACAUGUUUUUAGAAAUGUUGGCCAAUAAAAAUAAGAAAAAUAAGAAAUACCUUAUUUACAAGUAUUCAGACCCUUUGCUAUGAAAUUGAGCUCAUGUUCAUCCUGUUUCCAUUUAUCAUCCUUGAGAUGUUUCUACAACUUGAUUGGAGUCCACCUGUGGUAAAUUAAAUUGAUUGGAAAUGAUUUGGAAAGGCACACACCUGUCUAUUUAAGGUCCCACAGUUGACAGUGCAUGUUAGAGCAAAAACCAAGCCAUGAGGUCGAAGGAAUUGUCCAUAGAGCUCCGAGACAGGAUUGUGUCGAGACACAGAUCUGGGGAAGGGUACCAAAAAAUGUCUGCAGCAUUGAAGAUCCCCAAGAACACAGUGGCCUCCAUCAUUCUUAAAUGGAAGAAGGUUGGAACCAUCAAGACUCUUCCUAGACAGAAGCCACUCCUCAAUAAAAGGCACAUGACAGCCCGCUUCGAGUUUGCCAAAAGGCACCUAAAGCACUGUCAGACCAUGAGAAACAAGAUUCUCUGGUCUGAUGAAACCAAGAUUGAACUCUUUGGGCUGAAUGCCAAGCGUCAUGUCUGGAGGAAACCUGGCACCAUCCCUACGGUGUAGCAUGGGGGUGGCAGCAUCAUGCUGUGGGGAUGUUUUUCAGCGGCAGGGACUGGGAGACUAGUCAGGAUCGAGGGAAAGAUGAAUGGAGCAAAGUACAGAGAGAUCCUUGAUGAAAAACUGCUCCAGAGCGCUCAGGACCUCAGACUGGGGUGAAGGUUCACCUUCCAACAGGACAACAACCCUAAGCACACAACCAAGAUAAUGUGGUCCUCUGUAGCUCAGCUGGUAGAGCACGGCGCUUGUAACGCCAAGGUAGUGGGUUCGAUCCCCGGGACCACCCAUACACAAAAAAAAUAAAAAUAAAAAUGUAUGCACGUAUGACAGUAAGUCGCUUUGGAUAAAAGCGUCUGCUAAAUGGCAUAUUAUAUUAUAUUAUAUUAUAUUAUAUUAUAAUGGUCCUCUGUAGCUCAGCUGGUAGAGCACGGCGCUUGUAACGCCAAGGUAGUGGGUUCGAACCCGGGACCAACCCAUACAAAAAAAAUUUAUUUAUGCCAACCGCAUGACUGUAAGUCGCUUUGGAUAAAAAGCGUCUGCUGAAUGGCAUAUUAUUAUUUAUUAUUAUAAUGCAGGAGUGGCUUCGGGACAAGUCCUGGCACAGGACUUUAACCUCCUCCCUGUAGGCUGUCUCGUUGUUGUUGGAAAUCAGGCCUACCACUGUCAUGUCAUCAGAAAACUUGAUUGAGAUGGAGUCGUUCUUGGCCACGCAGUCAUGGGUGAACAGGGAGUACAGGAGAGGGAUGAGCACGCACCCCUGGGGGGCCCCCGUGUUGAGGAUCAGUGUGGCGGAGGUUCCAACUUCAAAUCGUCAGGAUUAUGUCUAGUCGUAGAGUGGAAUAAAACUCUGUUUAUAUCAUAAAGUGAUAGCAUUGUUUCCCUAAAUUGAUAAUCCUAUCGUUGGCGCUAAAGUUAUAGUUAAUUUUUCUGUUGCGGUGUAGCUAUGUCUACAUGAACAGGUCUAGUGAAGGAGCUGAAGGUAGUUCUCUCUCUCUCUCUGCUUUGCAUGCUGAAACCCUGGCUAACAAAAAAAUCUCACAGGGAUAUGCUACUUCUCCCCUUCCUGUUUUUGUACCAGAAACUUAUUAUGUACUGUAUUGUACAACCUACCAUUUCAGAUCUGAAAUUGUAAUAAAAAAAGUUUAGAUUCCAAAUGUGUGAUGUGUUCUAGAUUGUUUCACUUUAAUGCCAUUGCUUUGUGGGUAUCUAGAUUUCUUUCACGAUUCCACACCAUGCUGUUCAAAUACCUUAACAAAUCACUACUAUCAAUUGUUAUCAGAUGGUGUUGCUGAGAUGUAUAGUUUCACCGCUAACCUAUAAUACAAUAGGUCUGCUCCUCUAUCAGAUGGUGUUGCUGAACGUGUUUCAAUGUUGUAGUACUGUCGUAUAUCUUCCUCCGUGUGGCGUGUUUCGACUCUGUCAUGCUUCAUACCUCUCUCCCAGGUGGUAACCGUCCAGUCCAGGUGAUCAUCACAGAGUCUGGUAACCAGCCCAACUCCCACCCCAUCCAGUGGAACGCCCCGCCCUCCACACACAUCACACAGUACAUUCUCAAGUGGAGAGUGGUGAGUAGUAGUGUAUAUUAUAUUAUAUUAUAUUAUAUUAUCUGUAUAGUAGUGUAUAGAUUUAGGAAAAUCUGCGUUUUGUUUUUUUGCCCGUAAUUUGUGGAACAAUCUGCAGAGUUCACUGCAGUAAAAUGUGCUGGUGCCUCUCGGGCAGUUUAAAUGAUUGAUUGAGGACCUGUUUAAUGUGAUCUCUUUUAUUAAAUAUGUUUAUUGUGUGCUGAAUUAUAUUGUUUUAUACACGUAUGUUUUAUUAUUCUGUUUUUAUUGUAAUGUAUACAGGGCUCUUGUAAAAUAGAUUUUUAAUCUCAUUGUGACUCCCUGUUUAAAUAAAGGUAUUACAUUAUUAUAAAAAAAAAAAAAUCUGUAUAGUAGUGUAUUAUCUGUAUAGUAUUGUAUUAUCUGUAUAGUAUUGUAUUAUCUGUAUAGUAGUGUAUAUUAUCUGUAUAGUAGUGUGUAUUAUCUGUAUAGUAGUGUGUAUUAUCUGUAUAGUAGUGUGUAUUAUCUGUAUAGUAGUGUGUAUUAUCUGUAUAGUAGUGUGUAUUAUCUGUAUAGUAGUGUGUAUUAUCUGUAUAGUAGUGUGUAUUAUCUGUAUAGUAGUGUGUAUUAUCUGUAUAGUAGUGUAUUGUAUUAUCUGUAUAGUAGUGUAUUGUAUUAUCUGUAUAGUAGUGUAUUGUAUUAUCUGUAUAGUAGUGUAUUGUAUUAUCUGUAUAGUAGUGUAUUGUAUUAUCUGUAUAGUAGUGUGUAUUAUCUGUAUAGUAGUAUAUAUUAUCUGUAUAGUAGUGUGUAUCUGUAUAGUAGUGUGUAUUAUCUGUAUAGUAGUGUGUAUUAUCUGUAUAGUAGUGUAUUGUAUUAUCUGUAUAGUAGUGUAUUGUAUUAUCUGUAUAGUAGUGUAUUGUAUUAUCUGUAUAGUAGUGUGUAGUAUCUGUAUAGUAGUGUAUUGUAGUAUCUGUAUAGUAGUGUAUUGUAGUAUCUGUAUAGUAGUGUGUAUUAUCUGUAUAGUAGUAUAUAUUAUCUGUAUAGUAGUGUAUUGUAUUAUCUGUAUAGUGGUGCAUUGUAUUAUCUGUAUAGUAGUGUAUUGUAUUAUCUGUAUAGUAGUGUAUUGUAUAGUAGUGUAUUGUAUUAUCUGUAUAGUAGUGUAUUGUAUUAUCUGUAUAGUAGUGUAUUGUAUUAUCUGUAUAGUAGUGUAUAUUAUCUGUAUAGUAGUGUAUUGUAUUAUCUGUAUAGUAGUGUAUUAUCUGUAUUGUAGUAUCUGUAUAGUAUCUGUAUAGUAGUGUUAUCUGUAUAGUAGUGUAUAUUAUAGUAGUGUAUUGUCUGUAUAGUAGUGUAUUAUCUGUAUAGUAGUGUAUUGUAUUAUCUGUAUAGUAGUGUAUAUUAUAGUAGUGUAUUGUCUGUAUAGUAGUGUAUUAUCUGUAUAGUAGUGUAUUGUAUUAUCUGUAUAGUAGUGUAUUGUAUUAUCUGUAUAGUAUUGUAUUAUCUGUAUAGUAGUGUGUAUUAUCUGCAUAGUAGUGUAUAUUAUCUGUAUAGUAGUGUAUUGUAUUAUCUGUAUAGUAGUGUGUAUUAUCUGUAUAGUAGUGUAUAUUAUCUGUAUAGUAGUGUAUAUUAUCUGUAUAGUAGUGUGUAUUAUCUGUAUAGUAGUGUGUAUUAUCUGUAUAGUAGUGUGUAUUAUCUGUAUAGUAGUGUGUAUUAUCUGUAUAGUAGUGUAUUGUAUUAUCUGUAUAGUAGUGUAUUGUAUUAUCUGUAUAGUAGUGUGUAUUAUCUGUAUAGUAGUGUAUUGUAUUAUCUGUAUAGUAGUGUAUUGUAUUAUCUGUAUAGUAGUGUAUUGUAUUCUCUGUAUAGUAGUGUGUAUCUGUAUAGUAGUGUGUAUUAUCUGUAUAGUAGUGUGUAUUAUCUGUAUAGUAGUGUAUUGUAUUAUCUGUAUAGUAGUGUGUAGUAUUAUCUGUAUAGUAGUAUUAUCUGUAUAGUAGUGUGUAGUAUUAUCUGUAUAGUAGUGUGUAGUAUUAUCUGUAUAGUAGUGUGUAUUAUCUGUAUAGUAGUGUGUAUUAUCUGUAUAGUAGUGUGUAUUAUCUGUAUAGUAGUGUGUAUUAUCUGUAUAGUAGUGUGUAUUAUCUGUAUAGUAGUGUGUAUUAUCUGUAUAGUAGUGUAUUGUAUUAUCUGUAUAGUAGUGUAUUGUAUUAUCUGUAUAGUAGUGUAUUGUAUUAUCUGUAUAGUAGUGUAUUGUAUUAUCUGUAUAGUAGUGUAUUGUAUUAUCUGUAUAGUAGUGUAUUGUAUUAUCUGUAUAGUAGUGUAUUGUAUUAUCUGUAUAGUAGUGUAUUGUAUUAUCUGUAUAGUAGUGUGUAUUAUCUGUAUAGUAGUGUGUAUUAUCUGUAUAGUAGUGUGUAUUAUCUGUAUAGUAGUGUAUUGUAUUAUCUGUAUAGUAGUGUAUUGUAUUAUCUGUAUAGUAGUGUAUUGUAUUAUCUGUAUAGUAGUGUAUUGUAUUAUCUGUAUAGUAGUGUAUUGUAUUAUCCGUAUAGUAGUGUAUUGUAUUAUCCGUAUAGUAGUGUGUAGUAUUAUCCGUAUAGUAGUGUGUAGUAUUAUCCGUAUAGUAGUGUGUAGUAUUAUCUGUAUAGUAGUGUGUAGUAUUAUCUGUAUAGUAGUGUGUAGUAUUAUCUGUAUAGUAGUGUGUAGUAUUAUCUGUAUAGUAGUGUGUAGUAUUAUCUGUAUAGUAGUGUGUAGUAUUAUCUGUAUAGUAGUGUGUAGUAUUAUCUGUAUAGUAGUGUGUAGUAUUAUCUGUAUAGUAGUGUGUAGUAUUAUCUGUAUAGUAGUGUGUAUUGUAUUAUCUGUAUAGUAGUGUGUAGUAUUAUCUGUAUAGUAGUGUGUAGUAUUAUCUGUAUAGUAGUGUGUAGUAUUAUCUGUAUAGUAGUGUGUAGUAUUAUCUGUAUAGUAGUGUGGUAGUAUUAUUGUAUAGUAGUGUGUAGUAUUAUCUGUAUAGUAGUGUGUAGUAUUAUCUGUAUAGUAGUGUGUAGUAUUAUCUGUAUAGUAGUGUGUAGUAUUAUCUGUGUAGUAUUAUCUGUAUAGUAGUGUGUAGUAUUAUCUGUAUAGUAGUGUGUAUCUGUAUAGUAGUGUAUUGUAUUAUCUGUAUAGUAGUGUAUUGUAUUAUCUGUAUAGUAGUGUAUUGUAGUAUCUGUAUAGUAGUGUAUUGUAGUAUCUGUAUAGUAGUGUAUUGUAGUAUCUGUAUAGUAGUGUGUAUUAUCUGUAUAGUAGUGUAUUGUAUUAUCUGUAUAGUAGUGUAUUGUAUUAUCUGUAUAGUAGUGUAUUGUAGUAUCUAUAUAGUAGUGUAUUGUAUUAUCUGUAUAGUAGUGUAUUGUAUAGUAGUGUAUUGUAUUAUCUGUAUAGUAGUGUAUUGUAUUAUCUUUAUAGUAGUGUAUUGUAUUAUCUGUAUAGUAGUGUAUUGUAUUAUCUGUAUAGUAGUGUAUUAUCUGUAUUGUAGUAUCUGUAUAGUAUCUGUAUAGUAGUGUUAUCUGUAUAGUAGUGUAUAUUAUAGUAGUGUAUUGUAUUAUCUGUAUAGUAGUGUAUACUAUAGUAGUGUAUUGUCUGUAUAGUAGUGUAUUAUCUGUAUAGUAGUGUAUUGUAUUAUCUGUAUAGUAGUGUAUUGUAUUAUCUGUAUAGUAUUGUAUUAUCUGUAUAGUAGUGUAGUGUAUUAUCUGUAUAGUAGUGUAGUGUAUUAUCUGUAUUGUAGUGUAUUAUCUGUAUAGUAGUGUAUUGUAUUAUCUGUAUAUUAGUGUAUUGUAUUAUCUGUAUAGUAGUGUAUUGUAUUAUCUGUAUAGUAGUAUCUGUAUAGUAGUGUAUUAUCUGUAUAGUAGUGUAUAUUAUAGUAGUGUAUUGUAUUAUCUGUAUAGUAGUGUAUAUUAUAGUAGUGUAUUGUCUGUAUAGUAGUGUGUAUUAUCUGUAUAGUAGUGUGUAUUAUCUGUAUAGUAGUGUAUUGUAUUAUCUGUAUAGUAGUGUAUUGUAUUAUCUGUAUAGUAGUGUGUAGUAUUAUCUGUAUAGUAGUGUGUAGUAUUAUCUGUAUAGUAGUGUGUAGUAUUAUCUGUAUAGUAGUGUGUAGUAUUAUCUGUAUAGUAGUGUGUAGUAUUAUCUGUAUAGUAGUGUGUAGUAUUAUCUGUAUAGUAGUGUGUAUUAUCUGUAUAGUAGUGUGUAUUAUCUGUAUAGUAGUGUGUAUUGUAUUAUCUGUAUAGUAGUGUGUAGUAUUAUCUGUGUAGUAUUAUCUGUAUAGUAGUGUGUAGUAUUAUCUGUAUAGUAGUGUGUAUCUGUAUAGUAGUGUAUUGUAUUAUCUGUAUAGUAGUGUAUUGUAUUAUCUGUAUAGUAGUGUGUAUUAUAUGUAUAGUAGUGUAUUGUAGUAUCUGUAUAGUAGUGUAUUGUAGUAUCUGUAUAGUAGUGUAUUGUAGUAUCUGUAUAGUAGUUUGUAUUAUCUGUAUAGUAGUAUAUAUUAUCUGUAUAGUAGUGUGUAUUAUCUGUAUAGUAGUGUAUUGUAUUAUCUGUAUAGUAGUGUAUUGUAUUAUCUGUAUAGUAGUGUAUUGUAUUAUCUAUAUAGUAGUGUAUUGUAUUAUCUGUAUAGUAGUGUAUUGUAUAGUAGUGUAUUGUAUUAUCUGUAUAGUAGUGUAUUGUAUUAUCUUUAUAGUAGUGUAUUGUAUUAUCUGUAUAGUAGUGUAUUGUAUUAUCUGUAUAGUAGUGUAUUAUCUGUAUUGUAGUAUCUGUAUAGUAUCUGUAUAGUAGUGUUAUCUGUAUAGUAGUGUAUAUUAUAGUAGUGUAUUGUAUUAUCUGUAUAGUAGUGUAUACUAUAGUAGUGUAUUGUCUGUAUAGUAGUGUAUUAUCUGUAUAGUAGUGUAUUGUAUUAUCUGUAUAGUAGUGUAUUGUAUUAUCUGUAUAGUAUUGUAUUAUCUGUAUAGUAGUGUAGUGUAUUAUCUGUAUAGUAGUGUAUUGUAUUAUCUGUAUAGUAGUGUAUUGUAUUAUCUGUAUAGUAGUGUAUUGUAUUAUCUGUAUAGUAGUGUAUUGUAUUAUCUGUAUAGUAGUGUAUUGUAUUAUCUGUAUAGUAGUAUCUGUAUAGUAGUGUAUUAUCUGUAUAGUAGUGUAUAUUAUAGUAGUGUAUUGUAUUAUCUGUAUAGUAGUGUAUAUUAUAGUAGUGUAUUGUCUGUAUAGUAGUGUGUAUUAUCUGUAUAGUAGUGUGUAUUAUCUGUAUAGUAGUGUAUUGUAUUAUCUGUAUAGUAGUGUAUUGUAUUAUCUGUAUAGUAGUGUGUAGUAUUAUCUGUAUAGUAGUGUGUAGUAUUAUCUGUAUAGUAGUGUGUAGUAUUAUCUGUAUAGUAGUGUGUAGUAUUAUCUGUAUAGUAGUGUGUAGUAUUAUCUGUAUAGUAGUGUGUAGUAUUAUCUGUAUAGUAGUGUGUAGUAUCUGUAUAGUAGUAUAUAUUAUCUGUAUAGUAGUGUGUAUUAUCUGUAUAGUAGUGUGUAUUAUCUGUAUAGUAUUGUAUUAUCUGUAUAGUAUUGUAUUAUCUGUAUAGUAUUGUAUUAUCUGUAUAGUAGUGUAUUGUAUUAUCUGUAUAGUAGUGUGUAGUAUUUGUAUAGUAGUGUGUAGUAUCUGUAUAGUAGUGUAUUGUAGUAUCUGUAUAGUAGUGUAUUGUAGUAUCUGUAUAGUAGUGUAUUGUAGUAUCUGUAUUGUAGUGUGUAUUAUCUGUAUAGUAGUGUGUAUUAUCUGUAUAGUAGUGUAUUGUAUAGUAGUGUAUUGUAUUAUCUGUAUAGUAGUGUAUUGUAUAGUAGUGUAUUGUAUUAUCUGUAUAGUAGUGUUUUGUAUUAUCUGUAUAGUAGUGUAUUGUAUUAUCUGUAUAGUAGUGUAUUGUAUAGUAGUGUAUUGUAUUAUCUGUAUAGUAGUGUUUUGUAUUAUCUGUAUAGUAGUGUAGUGUAUUAUCUGUAUAGUAGUGUAGUGUAUUAUCUGUAUAGUAGUGUAUUGUAUUAUCUGUAUAGUAGUGUAUUGUAUUAUCUGUAUAGUAGUGUAUUGUAUUAUCUGUAUAGUAGUGUAUUGUAUUAUCUGUAUAGUAGUAUCUGUAUAGUAGUGUAUUAUCUGUAUAGUAGUGUAUAUUAUAGUAGUGUAUUGUAUUAUCUGUAUAGUAGUGUAUAUUAUAGUAGUGUAUUGUCUGUAUAGUAGUGUAUUAUCUGUAUAGUAGUGUAUUGUAUUAUCUGUAUAGUAGUGUGUAUUAUCUGUAUAGUAGUGUGUAUUAUCUGCAUAGUAGUGUAUAUUAUCUGUAUAGUAGUGUGUAUUCUGUAUACUAGUGUAUUGUAUUAUCUGUAUAGUAGUGUAUAUUAUCUGUAUAGUAGUGUGUAUUAUCUGUAUAGUAGUGUAUAUUUAUAGUAGUGUAUUAUAUUAUCUGUUGUAUCAAACGUCCCAGGAAGACAGCAGCUGCUGCACUAACCUCUGAAUACUAACCUCUGAAUACUAACCUCUGAAUACUAACCUCUGAAUACUAACCUCUGAAUACUAACCUCUGAAUACUAACCUCUGAAUACUAACCUCUGAAUAUAUAUAUUUACACACCGCUGCCUUACUGUUGAACAAGUUCUGAAAUACCUGUGAACUUCGGGAAAGUGUCUAAACUUUUUGUAACCAUAAUCAAAGUUUUUGUAUACUCUUUUAUGUUUAAUAUGAAUAUUAUAAUGUGGUGGUUCUAAAAUGCGGUUGCUGUGUCUCCUCUCUUGUCUGGUAGAAAAAUACCCGUACCCCGUGGCGGGAGGUGAAUAUCCCGGGCCACCUCAACUCCUACACUAUCGCUGGCCUGAAGCCAGGCAUCACCUACGAGGGUCAGCUGAUCAGUGUGUUGCGCUUCGGGCGCCGGGAGGUCACACGCUUCGACUUCACCACAACACACGGCUCCUGUUAGUAUGGCAAGAUGGGCCUGUUUGACUCUCCUAUGCUCUUUCUCAAUUAAUACUUCCGUUAUUCCUUGUGUUCCUGUCCUUUUGGGUUUUUGGAUCCAAUGCGAGAAAAUAGGACGGGAGGAUUAGAGUAAAAGGGAGAUAUUGUCAUUAUUACGGCUUGGGUCUCUGAGUUUGAGGCUGAAUCUGACGGUGUGAUCUCACUUCCAGUGGCCACCUCGGAGGGAGAGACCAGCCAGCCUCCUCCGGUGGUGGACAUCAGUGAGUCUGUUACAGAGAUCACCUCCAGCAGCUUCGUCAUCUCCUGGAUGUCUGCCUCUGACACCAUGUCUGGCUUCAGGAUCGAGUACGAGCUCAGCGAGGAGGGGCAGGAGAGAGGACAGCCCAUGAUCCUCGGUACGGAACAAAUCACUUUUUUACCACAGAAGAAACGUUUGGGGGAAAAUGUCAAUUAGCUUGAUAGCGUGUGGAAUGUAUUCUGGAAAGCAGGGUUGGGGUCAAUUUCAAUUCAGAAAUUUUAAUUGAAGUUGCAAUUUUUAAAUCAAAGCAACGAGGAAUUUCAAUUUAACUUCCUGAAUUGACUGAGUCGAAUUGGAAAUUAACCCCAACUCUGAUGGAAAGCUAAUAUCUAUUUUUAAAUGACUAGACUGUGAAACUGAUUUAACCUUAACUCGUCCUAAUCUCUCUCUCUCUCUCUCUCUAGACCUCCCACGCACCGCUACCUCCGUGAACAUCAAUGAUCUGCUACCUGGGAGGAAGUACACUGUUAAUGUGUACGAGGUUACACCUGCUGGAGAGCCCAACCUCAUCCUCACUACCUCUCAGACCACGGGUGGGUUCAGACAGACAGGGAGACAGGCAGACAGGCAGACAGGCAGACAGGCAGACAGACAGGCAGACAGACAGGCAGGCAGACAGGCAGGCAGGCAGGCAGACAGGCAGACAGACAGGCAGGCAGGCAGACAGGCAGACAGACAGGCAGGCAGACAGACAGGCAGACAGGCAGGCAGACAGGCAGGCAGGCAGACAGACGCCCACUACAUACUGCCCUGUACCACCACCUCCAUCUCCUAUCUCUCUAUACUGUAUCUACAGUGCAUUGGGAAAGUAUUCAGACCCCUUCCCUUUUUCCAUAUUUUGUUACGUUACAGCCUUAUUCUAAAAUUGAUUAAAUAAAUAAAAAUCCUCGCCAAUCAUUUUACAUUUACAUUUUUGUAAUUUAGCAGACGCUCUUAUCCAGAGCGACUUACAAUUAGUGAGUGCAUACAUUAUUUUUUAUUUUUCAUACUGGCCCCCCGUGGGAAACGAACCCACAACCCUGGCGUUGCAAACGCCAUGCUCUACAAUCAACACACAAUACCCCAUAUUGACAAAGCGAAAGGUUUUUAGAAAUGUUUGCACAUUUUAUUCAAUAUGAAUAACUGAAAUACCUUAUUUACAUAAGUAUUCAGACCCUUUGCUAUGAGACUCGAAAUUGAGCUAGGUGCAUCCUGUUUCCAUUCAUCAUCCUUGAGAUGUUUCUACAACUUGAUUGGAGUCCACAUGUGGUAAAUUUAAAUUGAUUUGACAUGAUUUGGAAAGGCACACACCUGUCUAUAUAAGGUGCCACAGUUGACCGCGCAAAAACCAAGCCAUGAGGUCGAAGGAAUUGUCCGUAGAGCUCCGAGACAGGAUUGUGUCGAGGCACAGAUCUGGGGAAGGGUACCAAAACAUGUCUGCAGUAUUGAAGGUCCCCAAGAACACAGUGGCCUCCAUCAUUCUUAAAUGGAAGAAGUUUGGAGCCACCAAGACUCUUCCUAGAGCUGGCCGCCCGGCCAAACUGAGCAAUCGGGGGAGAAGUGCCUUGGUCAGGGAGGUGACCAAGAACCCGAUGGUCACUUUGGCAGAGCUCCAGAGUUCCUCUGUGGAGAUAGGAAAACCUUCCAGAAGGACAACCAUCUCUGCAGCACUCCACCAAUCAGGCCUUUAUGGUAGAGUGGCCAGACGGAAGCCACUCCUCAGUAAAAGGCACAUGACAGCCCGCUUGGAGUUUUCCAAAAGGCACCUAAAGACUCUCAGACCAUGAGAAACAAGAUUCUCUAGUUUGAUGAAACCAAGAUUGAACUCUUUGGCCUGAAUACCAAGCGUCACAUCUGGAAGAAACCUGGCACCAUCCCUUCGGUGAAGAAUGGUGGUGGCAGCAUCAUGCUGUGGGGAGGUUUUUCAGCGGCAGGGACUGGGAGACUAGUCAGGAUCGAGGGAAAGAUGAACGGAGAAAAGUACAGAGAGAUCCUUGAUGAAAACCUGCUCCAGAGCGCUCAGGACCCCAGACUGGGGCGAAGGUUCACUUUUCAACAGGAUAACAACUCUAAGCACACAGUCAAGACAACACAGGAGUGGCUUUGGGACAAGUCUCUGAAUGUCCUUGAGUGGCCCAGCCAGAGCCCAGACUUGAACCCGAUCGAACAUCUCUGGAGAGACCUGAAAAUAGCUGUGCAGAGACACUCCUCAUCCAACCUGACAGAGCUUGAGAGGAUCUGCAGAGAAGAAUGGGAGAAACUCCCCAAAUAAAGGUGUGCCGAGCUUGUAGGGUCAUACCCAAGAAGACUCGAGGCUGUAAUCGCUGCCAAAGGUGCUUCAACAAAGUACUGAGUAAAGUGUCUGAAUACUUAUGUAAAUGUGAUAUUUCUAUUUAAUUUUGCCACAUUUCAACAACAAAAAAACAUUAUUUUAUCAAUUUUAGAAUAAGGCUGUAACGUAACAAAAAAAAGUGAAGGGGUCUGAAUACUUCCUGAAUGGUAUAACUGACAUUUCCUCUUCCUGUCCCCCAGCUCCUGACGCGCCCUCUGACCACGAGGUGGACGAGGUGGGAGAGACUUCCAUCACGGUCAGCUGGGAGAAACCCCUGGCUCCCAUCACAGGUCAGUACACACCCAGAGGCUAUGUUUACACAGGCAGCCCAGCUGGGAGAAACCCCUGGCUCCUAUCACAGGUCAGUACACACCCAGAGGCUAUGUUUACACAGGCAGCCCAGCUGGGAGAAACCCCUGGCUCCUAUCACAGGUCAGUACACACCCAGAGGCUAUGUUUACACAGGCAGCCCAGCUGGGAGAAACCCCUGGCUCCUAUCACAGGUCAGUACACACCCAGAGGCUAUGUUUACACAGGCAGCCCAGCUGGGAGAAACCCCUGGCUCCUAUCACAGGUCAGUACACACCCAGAGGCUAUGUUUACACAGGCAGCCCAGCUGGGAGAAACCCCUGGCUCCUAUCACAGGUCAGUACACACCAAUUAUUGGUAAAAGAUCUGAUCUGAUCUGGUCAAAAAAAUAACAAUAAUUGAGGCAAAAGAUCAGAAUUAGGCUGCCUGUGUAAAAGCAGCCAGAGAUCCUUCCAGGAGACUGCUGAGUGAAUGGGGUCUUUCCUCACCCCAAUUAUGUCCAUGGAGACACACAUAUUCCACGUUAAUCAACUGAAUGAUAAUGUUACAAAAGGCUCAACAAGUUAGUUAGUUAGUUAGUUAGCCCCCCAUCCAAAAAUACUAAGGCAGUGGGAAUCUUACUAGAUUGGCGAUGUUAAAAGGUCUGUAUUGAAUUGCCAGACAUCUCCAUGUAGGGAAAGUAAUGAAGGUAAUGAAGGAUAACGUAUCUCCUCUCCUAUAGGCUACCGUGUGAGCUACACGCCGUCCGUAGAGGGCAGAAACAACGGAGCUGCAACGGAGCUGACCCUGCCAGACACGGUGACCUCUGUGACCUUGAGUGACCUUCGACCCGGCCUGCUCUACAACAUCAGUAUCUACGCAGUAGAGGACAGUCUGGAGAGUGAGCCUGUCUUUGUACAGGUCAACACUGCUGGUGACCCACUGCCAGGUACGUGUGUGUGUGUGUGUGUGUGUGUGUGUGUGUGUGUGUGUGUGUGUGUGGAGAGGUACUGGAUUUCCUCAACUCUAGCCACA
Molecule: messenger RNA, 23251 nt
Organism: Coregonus sp. 'balchen'
Lineage: Eukaryota; Metazoa; Chordata; Actinopteri; Salmoniformes; Salmonidae
Source: the annotation of a GenBank genome assembly